AGUAUCUCGAAAAGUAUCCGACACGAAACAAGCGCCCAGUCGAACUCUCUAGUAGCCCGUUAAGAGGAUUUUUGGAACUAAACCAACGCAAAAAGAACUUUUUUUUUAAUUUAAAAGAACAAAAAAAGUGAGAAAAGAAUCUUUUUUUUGCAAAUCAAAUUAAAAGAGAUUUUCUCAAACGAACUAUACGCGCGAUGUGAUUUCUUCACUAAAAGAAGAAACCUACGCAGUGUUAAUUUAAAAAAAAAAAAUUGUUUUAUUAGAAAAUAAAAUGAAAAUUGUGAUAUACUGAAAAGAGCACGAGGUAUAGUGUUGUACGCAUAUGUAGUUAUUUAUGUGGAGUCUGGCACAUGCGUGCAAAAGGAAUUUCCGGUGGAGCCACAGAAGGGAACCAAAUGUGAUAUUUCUCUAGUAUUCUUAUAUACAAACACUCUGUACAUAAUAUAUUAUAUAUACGUUGUAUUGUGAUUAAGUGAUCGAAGGUGUUAAAUAGUUUAGAGUAGAAAAUAAAGAAGAAAAAAGUUUGUGCGCAAGAAAUCUUCGUUUUUUUGUUGUUGUUGAGUGCAUGUGAGUGUGUGCCUGCGAUGGCCGAACAAUUGACGGGAGGUCAGAAUGGGGAGGUGAAGAAGGCAGCAGCACCUGCCCCAGUUUCAACUGGCCUUGGGAUCAUCCGGGAGAGGAGUUUUGUACGUACACCAAAUCAUCAGCAGCAGAUGAAUGCUAAACGACGUAGCCUUAUGCAACUUCAUCCGCAUCAGCAGCAUCAACCGCAGCAGCAGCAACAGAUGCGCAUGAAGCCAGCUCUUGAGAUCUAUCGACCACCCAAUCCCCAUCGCAUUGCAGACGUCCGCAUUGAUGGGUUGCCUCAGAACAAGCUAAAUGUACACGCGCAAGAAUUCACGAUGAACAGGUCUGGCGUGAAUAUGUUUGCACCAACAGGAAACAAUCUGCAGCACUCAAAGUCCAGUGGUAACAUGCAGCAACAGCAGCAGUUUGGCGGAAGGCCCCAUCCGCAGAUGACACUCAACAAUCUCACGGGUCAUCGAACGGCCAUCCUGCUGUCGCACCCUCUUCAGAUGGGACAACUGGGGAUGGGUAUGGCAAUGCCUGCGUCUCAGAUACCCCUCGUUAAUUCCCAAUCCAGCGGAAAUAUUUUGCAUUCCGCCCCGAGGGUUAAAUUUGCACCGGAACCUCAGGUUGUGCACACCCCCGCAAAUCAAGUGCCACAGAACUACCAAAACCCUAAUCCACUACAGCGGAGCAAGAGUCUCUCCUCCGCAGAUACAAUUGCACGCGGAAUUGCCGGUUUGGGUUUAGCGCUGGGAAGUGAAGCCACGGAUAUUGGUACCUUUACACCGGAGGUACAGUCACUCGUGGACAAAGCCACGGAAGAUCCCAACCAGCUGAGUGCGCGAAAUCUCAUGGAACUCGCUUGUCACGUCAUGCAGAGAGCCGUGGAAGCUCGAAGAUAUGCGCUGCCAAUUUCCCGCUUUUGUAUUGCAAUUGUGGCAAAGGAGAGGAAAGAAACGUUCCUCGAAGCACUUCUAAAUACAUGCCGGCAGUGGUUUCAAGAGCGAGAUAAGGUUCUUGGACCAGCUCCCAACACGAGAAAUAAUUCUCGGCCACGUUUUACGGCAUUCAUGGCUUUCCUCACGGAAAUGUUCUGCCAGAUGAAGAGACGGCAGCUUCAGCUACGUACUCAGUGCGAUGGUGUACCACCAACUCUUGUCCUCCUCACUCUCCUGUCCAAAUGCUGCGAAGACGCUGUGCGUCCACCCAUUCGAUCCCUUUCCGAAAUUGAAUGCCUAUUCUACGUGCUAACGUGCAUCGGGCGGGACCUGGAGAUGCAUUUGGCACCACAACUUGAAUCCCUUCUUGCAUCUGUACGCGAUGCCUUCCUCAAUUCUGCUUCAUCAUCUCCGGCAAUUCGUCGUACGUUGCUACAACUGAUUGAGCUUCAGGCAUCACGAUGGCAAUUGCCAGGCAAUACUGUCCUCUACUACUACCCCUCGUCAAAGUGAUUUUUGGCCAUCCGUCUCUCCUUUCUCUCUACCAACAAUACGAUUUAGAGGCAUUUAAAUCACCUCCGCCAAAAAGGCUAAAAAAAAUCACAGUUAAAGAGCUAUUUUCUUUGCGUGGAAUGCGCGCACAGGAGAAUGCCUCUUUGAGUGUAAGAAAACACAAUAUGAGCCAAAUGAGCGUUAAAUUGGCAAUGUGAAAAAACUCAUUUACAAUCUAUCAUAUUAUGAUGUUUAUGUGUACGUUUUGUACGAAAAACACAAGAAAAAAUCUUAUUAAUCUGAUUAGCAAGUAUCUAUGUAAAAAAGAGGGUGUGUAGUAUACAAUUUUUAUGAUUUUUAAUGAAUUAUUGCAUAUAGUGAUAGCGAAAGUUUAAUCUCGGAGAAUUCAUUGUGUAGAAAAAAACGAAAAACACUUUAUUCGAUACUCACACUCUUUUUAUUUGAUACAAAACCUUUUAAAAAAAGAAAUCUCUGAAUUUUUAUAAAAAAAAAUACUUUUGUGCCAUCCAUCGCUAAAAAGGAUGAUCUUACCCCUUUUUUCCUUCUCUUUAUCAUACUACUAGUCAUAAUUGUAAUUACCUAUCUCUUUCUUUUUCUUAUACACUUUAAAUAUUAUUUCAAAAAAAAAAUAAAAAUGAAAGAAACAUGAAUUAGUCCUCGAUGACAGGAUAUUUUGUCGCAAAGACUUCCCCCGAAAUUAAAAUCAUUGUAUUCUUCCGAAUAAAUUAAAGGAAUAAAUUAUUUAAUUAUUCAUAA
Lutzomyia longipalpis is the source of this 2777-nucleotide messenger RNA. RefSeq lists its product as uncharacterized. Gene Ontology annotation, cellular component: cytosol. Gene Ontology annotation, biological process: regulation of translational initiation. The transcript has 9 exons. The coding region runs from base 585 to 2021 and encodes 478 amino acids. The record is from RefSeq and is a predicted model, not a curated record. Lineage: Eukaryota; Metazoa; Arthropoda; Insecta; Diptera; Psychodidae. Gene Ontology annotation, molecular function: protein binding; RNA binding; translation activator activity.